Sander lucioperca (pikeperch) is the source of this 765-nucleotide messenger RNA. Its product is annotated as sodium/hydrogen exchanger 9B2-like. Gene Ontology annotation, biological process: proton transmembrane transport. Gene Ontology annotation, molecular function: antiporter activity. NCBI's taxonomy places the organism in Eukaryota, Metazoa, Chordata, Actinopteri, Perciformes, Percidae. Gene Ontology annotation, cellular component: membrane. The transcript is spliced from 6 exons. The coding region runs from base 1 to 765 and encodes 254 amino acids. The record is from RefSeq and is a predicted model, not a curated record.
AUGAAGUUUUCAGCGUCUGACUCGUCCUGCGUUUCGUCUUGUAUCCGCCACGUAAAUAAGGGACUCCUCAACCUGCUCAUCACUAAAGUGUGUCUGUUCUCUCUGCUGUUCGGAGUGGUCUGGGCGAUCACAGGACAUGAGUGUUUACCUGGAGGAAACCUGUUUGGCAUCGUGGUCCUCUUCAUCUGCUCCGUGCUGGGAGGGAAGCUGGUAGGAAUGAUCCAACUGCCCACGCUGCCCCCCUUCCCUCCUCUACUUGGAAUGCUGCUGGCAGGUCUGCUGCUGCGUAACGUUCCCUACGUAACAGACGCCGUCUACAUCGACACCCAUUGGUCCGCAGCUCUGAGGAACAUCGCGCUGUCAAUCAUCCUGACCAGAGCUGGGCUCGGCCUCGACCCCACGGCGUUGCGUCGUCUGAAGGCGGUGUGUGUGCGUCUUGCAGUCGGUCCCUGUGUGCUGGAGGCCUCUGUUGUUGCUGUGGUUUCUCACUUCCUGUUGGGUCUGCCCUGGAUAUGGGGCUUCAUCCAGGGUUUUGUCCUGGCUGCAGUGUCUCCAGCUGUCGUGGUUCCCUCCAUGUUGCUCCUGCAGAGAGAAGGAUUCGGAGUGGAGAAGGGGAUCCCCACCCUGCUGUUGGCUUCUGGGAGUUUUGAUGCUAUUCUGGCCAUAACGGGGUUCUCUACCUGCCUUGGAGUCGCCUUCUCUACAGGUAUAUCUACGGGAAAAUAUAAUAUAAUCAUCUAUUCUGUUCCUUUCAAUUCUACUUGA